Beta vulgaris subsp. vulgaris (sugar beet) is the source of this 5476-nucleotide messenger RNA. RefSeq lists its product as hypothetical. The transcript is spliced from 6 exons. Bases 1753 to 2211 code for a protein of 152 amino acids. Lineage: Eukaryota; Viridiplantae; Streptophyta; Magnoliopsida; Caryophyllales; Amaranthaceae. The record is from RefSeq and is a predicted model, not a curated record.
CACACAACUCACCUAACAGUUUCUCUCUCUUCUGUUCUUCUGAAUUUCUUCUAAUCUCUCUUGCUCUCACUAUUCAUCUUCCCUAAAAAAAACCUAGAAACAAAUCCAUUAUUCAAUUGUUCACCUUUCAUUAGAGCUCUCUUCAUUCAUCCCUAAAUUGCGAUAAUUAAUCAAAUCAAUAACAACAUCAGUUAGAAAAUCAUUUAAUUUUCGAAUCAUAAAAAGAAGAUAAUCGUGUUUCAGAGAAUAUAGGAGAGAGAAAAUCGCCGGCGAGAGGGUUGCUCACCUUCCUGAAGUGAAAAUCAUGCUCUGGAACAUAUGAAGAUGACGUUAAGUCUUCUCUGUAUGCAUCUUCUUGUGUAUGAUGCAGUGGUUGGUUUGAUCUCUGGUGGCAGAGCAAAUGUUCAAAUUGUAUGAUUUGGAUUAGUUUUUUCUUUUCUUAUAUUACUCAUUCUUUAAACUUGUGAUUUGCUACUUUUAGCUUAUUUUUGCUCAAAUUUGCUUUAGUUGUUUGACAAAUUGUUUGUGUUUUCGCAUUUUAAGGUUGAAUUUCUUGAAUUCGCUAUUUUCAGCUCAAUUAAUAUUCAAUUCUGGUCUAGUUUUGAGAAUUCGCUUGUGUUUCAAAUUUUUAGCUUUUGAAUUCGCUAUUUUUAGCUCAAUUGAUAUUAUUAUUUCACCAGAUUCUUAUUAUGAGAGUUGAGAAAGAAAGAGAAGGCUGAAGAAGAUGAAAGUGGAAGAAGAAGGUGGGGGAAAAUUAAAAGUUGUUGGUGAUUUGAUUUUUGACUUGUGAAUUUUUGGUGGAUUUUGGUGUAGAUUUUGUUGAAGACUUAAAAGUUACCCUCAUAAUACUCAAAUUUACCUUAUAAUACUCAAAGUUACCCUACAAAGAUAAAAAUUAAUUAUGAUAUACUAAAGUUAUCCUAAACGUACUAAAAGUUACCCUUAUAAUAUAUAAAGUUGCCCUGGAAAUAUAUAAAGUUAUCUUUAAUAUAGUGAAGUUACCCUAAAACAGGCAAAAGUUACCCCUAAAGUAUAUAAAGUUACCCUAAAAGUGGUAAAAGUUACCAUUGUUUUCAGUUUUCAGACUAAGAGUUGUUUUCAGCGGAUCCUACUAUAUAUAUAUACGGUUGUUGACACAUGCAUCGCGUGCAUAUGCUACUAGUAGUGAACUACUCCCUCCGUGUGUUUUAAUUGCUAAAUUUCCAUUUUAGGAAAUCAAACUACCAACUUUGACCGAUUGUCAUGAUUCUUUUAUAAGUAAAAAUAUAGGCAUAUGUGAUUGUGUUAGAUUUUUCUCGGUGGGUAGAUUUAUAAUUUCAAAUUUUUUAAUUUUUAUUUAAAAGGAAAUAUGAGAGAUUAAGGGUUUAAAAAAAUAUCUUGAAAAACGUGUCCAAACAAUGUAGCAAUUUAAAAAACGGAUGGAUUAUCACACAUCUAUGCCUGUUGAAACCAAUUAAAUGCCAACUUAUGAGUGUUUCAUAUUGGAGAAAGAGUAGACAAUAAACCACUUUAUAAGAUUAAGAGUUACCCCUCCUAUCAUCAAUUGGUUUUACGAUGGAACCUCGUAGCUUGUAAGUGGGCUAGUGGGCCGAACUUCUGAAUUGGGAGGAGACAGACUAGAGGGAGUAAAAUGAAGAUGAUUUUCACUUAAUUUGAGAAAUACAGUGAAAUUAAGUUAUUUUCCCAGAAUUUGAGUAGCUGUGUUAAACACCCAUUGACGAGAUCAAAUCGUCUUCCAUUCUUCAAGAGCAAAUGCGUGGUUUAGCAGCUCAGAUUUAUACUUAUAUUUGCGGAAUUAGACCCAGAAAUGUACCAUCUAGUGGCAAUUCUUCACUACUUAGAACCAAAGAAGAAUUAACUCUUGAAGAGCAAGCUGAGAGAAAAAUUGGAUGGUUGCUUAAGCUUAUAUUUGCUGGCACUGCUACUGCUGUUGGUUACCAGCUUUUCCCAUAUAUGGGAGAUAAUUUGAUACAACAAUCUGUGUCACUUAUGCAAGCCAAAGAUCCCUUGUUUAAGAGAAUGGGAGCAUCUAGGAUUGCUCGUUUCGCAGUAGAUGAUGAAAGGAGGAUGAAAAUUCUAGAGAUGGGUGGAGCUGAAGAGCUUGUAAAGAUGUUGGAUAAUGCUAAAGAUGACCGAACAAGGAAAGAAGCACUUAAAGCUCUUUCUGCACUUUCAAAUUCAGGCCCUAUGAGCGUGCAGAAAUAUAGCUAGGGAAGCUCAUUCCAAAAGUUCUACUCCUUCCAUGUGAAAAAUAUACUCUUUUUGAUUUGGACUUGACCAAAAGAUAUAACAUUCUCUGUAAUAGUAAUGAAUUUAUCAUUUGAUUUUCCAUGCCAUCAUUUUUUAAUGUUAUUUCACAUAAAUCAUGCUGUUUAAUUCGAGAGUAUUUUUAGGAUGUAUCCUUACCUGUCUUGUGACGGUAUGAGUUUCUUAUAUAACUAUUUUGAAUGUUUUACGAGAAAACCAACAUUAUUCUUCUAUCUGUGAGCUAAUAAAGUACAAAUGGUUUUUUAUAUGCUCUAGACAACUCGAAUAGAAUGAUUAGCCCCUAUUUACACCUUACUGAUAAGACUGAAAUACAUGGCCUACCAAAUCUGAAGCUUCUUGAAAAGUAGUGGGUUGAUGGAAAAAUAUAUACCGAACAAAUCUGCAAAGAGAUAUUGCAGGUGCAGACUAGGUAAUAGCUGAGAUAGACAUUAUAUGCAAAGUGCAAACGUUAACACAAGACUAAGAGAGAACAAACUUGUGUCUUGCUGAGGAGCCAAAAAGUUAGUUAAUAACUAAACCAAAUACAAAGUUAAGGCUUUAGGGGGUAAUAGAAGAGCUUACUGCAUGUUGCAGUGAGGGUGUGUAUGCUGGUUAGGACAACCAUGGGUCCCUCUGCCCUGCUGCUGCCAGAUGCAAUGCCUUAUCGUGUGGGCUAACCUAUAAAGGGUUCUUCCUGGUAUGUGGAGUUGGUUCUAUUGAUCAUUCACAACCCUUUGUCCAUCCCCUCCCACCUGGUGUUUUAUUCUCCUCUAUAUUCUUUCUCCCCUUUUCCUUUUUUUGGAGGGGAAGCUUUUCCUUUUGAACUUAUUUCAUAGACUUGCGCCCUUCCCUCCAACUUGCUUUUUUAGACUUCUCCCUAGUCUUGUUCACGCCUUUAUCUACUGAUUAUUUCCUUCCUCAUUAUCUAUAUAUCUGCACGAUGUUGCCUAUCAAGGAAGUGAACCUUUAAAAGCAUUCAUAAGAUUUACUACCCUAUUGAGCUGAGGCCUUGUUAGUGUUGAUCUAGGGCACCCUGUGUUAUCAGAGUUGUUGAGUUUUGCUGUCAGCGCCCUUGUUCCAAAUAUUGUCUGAUACCAAGUUUAUGCAAGAAAGAAACCUCUGUAAUAUGUAGGUGUAGGGUAUGAUUGGUGAACUGAUGGUAGGAAAUGAAACAGUAGUCCAGUACCCCUUUUCGAUAUCACAUGAGAAGCUGUCCUUUCCAGCAGCAUAUUACAUUUUCGUCAAAAUUCAUUGCUGACGUGGAAUUCAAAAACAUCCUUUAGCCCCCACUUAAAUACUUAGUUUUCUUUUCUUUUUAAAGACGCUUAUCCUCCUUAGGCUAGAAAUUUUUUUAAGAGCAUGCCAUGUAGGAACUGUAGUCUUGAAGGUGAAGCAUGUUCUUGAUUUCAGGAAGUAUGAGAUUUGUAUCUAAAUAUGAUUUGAUAAUGAUACGGAGGAAGUAUGAGAUUUGUCAAAUCUCGUCCUAAUUGUAAUUAGUAUCAAAUCAACAAUCUCAAAUGACUCAAAUGUAGACAAAUCUCGUCCUGAUUGUAAUUAGUAUCAAAUCAACAAUCUCAAAUGUUAAGCGCCGUUAAUGAAAAAUAUAACGUAAUUUCUUGAACUUCAUAUAAUAUAGAUAACCACCCACACGAUAAAAUCUACCACAUAAUUAGUUCAGGAGAUCCAUAAAAUCUUAAAAAUCUUGGCGAAACUCAAAAGUCAAAAGUAUAUAAGUGACUGAAAUGGACAGAUACUUUGAUACAGUUGCCCUUUUCUCUCCUGCAAGAUCAACAGUUGCAUGUACAUACAACAAAACUACCAUUCCAAAGUGGAGCUGCUACAUAUACAAAUGAAUACACAUUGACUAUAAAUCAGCCACACUUAUAGCUUCCCCAUUCAGUAUAUAUGUAUACACUAUAUCACAUAUCAUACAAUCUAGCCAAAAACUGUGAUUGAGAAUGUCCACUUCAACUAUAAAUAUUUGCCGUGAUAGAAAUUGUACUUGUGACCACUGCCAAAAUCACCAUACUCACUGCAAUAACUUUAUCUCGUGUUGAGGAUAUACCGCGAACAUCUCUGCCAUAUGAAAUCAACAAUUAUAACUUAUAAGAAACGGCAAUAUAUCAUUCAUGUCUGAAGAAAAAAGAACAGAACACACCAAAGGAUUUGGUGGAGAACAACAAAAUGUAAUGGCGUCGAUAGUUUGAUACCCUUACUCAAUAGUAACAAAUGAAGGUAUACAUUAUAGUCAUGUAGUGAGAGUGUUGUUGUCUUUUCACCCCUUGUUCUCCACCAAACCGUUUAGAGUUCAGUUGUAAUCAACAUGAAAAGAAGGAGCUAAAGGGAGAGUAUACCUCAAAGUGAUGGCGGCAGGGAAAAUGAAUGCAAUUGAGAUGACAGUAGUUGAUCCAACAUACUGAAAGAAAAUCCAUAUAUCGGGAAUGGCAAUCGCAGCCAAGUAGGAUAAUGCCAGCAAAGUUGAAGUGAGAGAAAUGAAUGUGAAGUUAUUGCCACUAGCCAGAACACCCUUCUUAAAGAACAAAAGUUCAUCAAUGUUUCCUCUCAGAGAGAAGUUAAGCAGAGGGUAGACUAGGACAAGGUGAAGAGCAUAGCUCAAUCGUACUACAUCGUUGAGUAAAGGGCUCGUAGAAGAGCUGUCAAAGUUUACUAGUAUGUCGGAUGCAAUGGAAUCCCCGAAUAGAAGGUAUCCAAAGAAGCCAACAGAGAAGUAGAUGACAGCGCAAAGUACAAGAGAAAUUCUCGUUGCUACUUUCAUCUUUGAAGGUUUGCCGAGUUCUGAGCUGAUUGGAUGUACUAUAAUUAAUGGAGAAAUGGAGAUCAGCAUUUCAUAUGUAUAUAUCAUAUAUAAUGAGGUUUAAAAAGUUGAGUCAUUAUUGUACUCACCAUUGAAGUGAAAUGUAAAUGCUGUUACUAUUACUGGGACGGCAGUGAAGAGAUUGAAGAAUGAGGAUUGACCAUCCAAGUCAGGAAACAAUCUAGGCUUCUCAGUUUUUCCAUGAAAGAGUGCAGAGAUUGCCAUCACGAAGCUUAUGCAAACAAACACCACAGCUAGGAAGACCGAUACUGCAGAGGAAAACCUCAAGGAUUCUGCUUGUAACAUGAUUGAAAAUUGGAACUUAGCUCACAGUACAUAGCUUGUCUCUUAUUCUUAUUUUUUCAACAUCAAGCAAUUAAUAAGGUUUAAUAUACUUGUUGCAUGAUUUACUUA